This is a messenger RNA of Dovyalis caffra, 690 nucleotides long. The record is from the annotation of a GenBank genome assembly. NCBI's taxonomy places the organism in Eukaryota, Viridiplantae, Streptophyta, Magnoliopsida, Malpighiales, Salicaceae.
AUGGACGUUUCUGAGCUCAUUGAGAGCUUAGAAUCUCUAUGGUUCUUUACCAAUGUGGUCUCAUCGAGAACUUCGCAUGCUAGAAACAGAACCCAAGAAGAAUCACCACAACCCAUGACCCCAAUUCUCCAAACUAGCCUGCAAAAUCACGAGGACUCACCAAAACCUGAGUUUUUGACCCCAAAAUGCCCCAAGUGUGGUGACUUUGCAGCUGAAAUUGAAGAACAUGAUGGGGGUAAGCAGACUAUCAAGAUUGAAGAAGUGGAAACUCCAAAGCCAACAAAGAAAAACGAGGACUCACCAAAACCUGAGUUUUUGACCCCAAAAUGUUCCAAAUGUGGAGACUUUGCAGCGGAAAUUGAGGAACAUGAUGCGGAUAAGCAGAUUAACAAGAUUGAAGAAGUGGAAACUCCAAAGCCAACAAAGAAAGAAGAGAAGAGAAAGAGAAGGCAAAGGAGGAGGAGAAGCAAGAGAAAGAUACUAGGAGAGCUUGACUUAGGCUUUGAUAGUAGUAAUUAUUACAAAUUAGAUUAUGGGUUUCGAGUGUUUGAGGAUAAGGAAACAAGGGGGUAUGGAAUGUUUGGAAGGCAACUACAACAUCAAGGAAAGAUGCCACCAUUAAAUGAUGGUAUGGCCAUGAAAGAGCAUCUCAAAUCUUGGGCUCAUGCUGUUGCCUGCACUGUCAGAUAA